AUGGCAAAAAGAACUUCAAAGAGAGUAAGUGAAAGAAAAAAAACAAGAACCGCAGUGAGGAAUGCCAGGAAAGAAGCAAAGCUAAAAAGAGAAAUGAGGAAAAAGCACAAGAAUGUUACGAAGAUUCCGAAAGAUUAUCUGAUGACCGAUGAGGAAAAGGAGCAGCUUAGGAAAAUUAAAGAAGCUACGCAAGAGCGUAACCAAACCACGUCAGUUGAUUCAGAAGAUCCAGCAUUUAUCUCUGAGUUAGAAAAGUGCAUAUUCGAAAAAAAUUGUGAUGCUUUUGUUGAGAUCGUAGAUUUCAGAGAUAUUGAUUCCAGUCGAAGUAGACAAUGCGAAGAAAUCUUGAAGAAAAAUUCUAAAAAAAUUUUUAUGUGUAUGAACUUUAUCAGCAAUUCAUUUCAAAUGGAUCUUUCAUGGACUAAAAACGAAAAUAUUGAAGUACUGGCUGAUAUUUCCCGCUUGUCUGUCUUUAAAAAGAUUUGCAUUUUUGGAAAUCCAAAAAUUGGCAAAUUUUUGCUGAGUAAAAGCAUUGAGGAAACUAAUCCAAAGUCCGCAUUUGAAUUUAUCAGAAUACCGGUUAAACCAUCUACACUGUCAAAGGCUGUCAAUCUCUCAAAUUUGUUUAGAGGAUACAUUGAUAUUAAGGACAUUAACCCAAGUGCUAUGUUUGAAAAUUGUUGGGAAUAUAUUGAUCAGGAUGCAAUUAAAGAGUAUUAUAUUCUCGGAAGAUUUGAUUCCUGUGGUGCAUUUUUGGAUCUUCUUGCAGAGAAGAUGUCGAAAGAUUCGUCUAAGAAAAAGACACACGACGAGGCUGCAGUUGUCUUUUUCAAGGAUGUUAUCGAUGGAAGAAUUCGCUGGAUUAGAAAAAAUGGUAAUUUCUAUUUCCAGUUUACUGGAAUAGGAAGAUAG
Molecule: messenger RNA, 912 nt
Organism: Vittaforma corneae ATCC 50505
Lineage: Eukaryota; Fungi; Microsporidia; Nosematidae
Exons: 1
Coding region: 1-912 (303 amino acids)
Source: RefSeq, a predicted model, not a curated record